Molecule: messenger RNA, 11815 nt
Organism: Amblyraja radiata (thorny skate)
Lineage: Eukaryota; Metazoa; Chordata; Chondrichthyes; Rajiformes; Rajidae
Gene: aspm
Product: assembly factor for spindle microtubules
Exons: 29
Coding region: 113-11464 (3783 amino acids)
Biological process (GO): establishment of meiotic spindle localization; mitotic cell cycle; spindle organization
Cellular component (GO): spindle pole
Molecular function (GO): calmodulin binding
Source: RefSeq, a predicted model, not a curated record
GUGUGAUUGGCAGACGGAGCUCGCGACGACGGUUGAUCGUCCGCGAGGGGCUCGAGACGACGGUUGCUGCUCGCCCACCCGCUCUCCAGCCGCAGGACGACAGCGACGAACAAUGGCUGCGCUGCUCCGGACGAAGGAGCCCGAGUUGGACUCAGCUCGACAGAGCCAGCAGUCCGACCCCAUCCCUGUGCUGACACUCACCCACUUUGCCCGCGUACCCCACGUCUCCUUCGGCACGGUGCGGACGGGCCGGUCGAGGGUCGAGCGCCUGGCCGUGGACAACCCCGACAUAUCGCCGCUCCGGGUCACCGUCGAGCGGCUCUCCGACUGCAAGGGCUUCGAGCUCAGCCAGCGGGACUUCGUAGUGCAGCCAGCAGAAAGAUAUUAUCUUUCCAUAACUUGGACACCUGUGGAAGCGGGAGGAGUCCGGGAGACAGUGACAUUUCGUGUUGGUUGUGUAAAACUACUUUGCAUUCUUUUGGGCAAGGCAGAAGACCUACCCAAAAAAAAGAGAAGCCUUUGGGAAUCAAUUAAAGACAAGAAGGUUUCGGAAAGUACUAUUCGGUUGAAACAGAAAAUAAAUUCUUCAAUAGCCAGCAAGACAAUUAUUAUAUCACAGAAAAAAGAUUAUAUGACAAUUGGACGACCUCUAAGUCCUCUUCAGGCAUGUGAAAACUUUGGACCAGUUAGCAACCCUGCAGAUACUUUAGAGUAUGACAAUCAUGAGAUAAUGCAUCUCUCACCAAUACUACCGCCAUGCCAAAUAAAAGAACUUGAAAAUUGUACUCCACAAUCACUUACAAGAUUUGCCACCUGCCCUGUCUGUAAAGGUAAAGAGAUGUCAUCGCCAAUGAAGCUGGGUGCUGUGAAAAUGCCUGAUGAAUUGUGUGCAUCUGAGAUUGUGAAUUCUAGGCUGAAUUUGGAGUGUCAAUCAGCAAAAUUAUCUUCUACUAGAACAUCUCAAAAAUGUUUUUGCACUUCUCCUCAAACUCCUGUUAAUAAACGGCGGAUUUUAAGCCCUGAUUCUUUUGUAAAUAACAGUUAUAUCCCGGAUGAAGAUGCUGAACCAGUUGUUGUGUCAUCAGUCCUAUCACCAGAUCAAUUUCUGAAGGAUGCAAGGAUGCGAAUGGAUCAGCCUUGGUUAAGUCAAGAUAAAUCUGUCAAAGCCUCCUCCAUUGAAAAUGUGAAAUCUGGAAAUUCUUUACUACAGGAAAGUAGUCCAUGGUUUAUGUUAAAGCCUGAAUCACCUGUUAGAGAUGUAGAAGAACUGAAACCUGCUGAAUUAAGAUUAACCUUUUUUGUUAAUUCUAAAACCCCUGAUCUCCCUCGGAAUUCACAGGUAUGUGGACACCAGUUCACUGCUCAAACCAAGAUGCUCCCUGUUUUGACAACUACAGAUAUAACAAAUACUGUUGUUCACUCUGAGUUGGAAAACAAAGUUAAAUUUUCAUGUGAUCAUUUUGUGGAAGUCAACUCUCAUUUUCAAUCAAGGUCUGUUGUUGGUGUUGAGAGUAAAACUGGCAACAGAAACACUAAAAUUGCUAACAGGUCAUCCCUUCCAAGCAGAAUAAGAAAAAAAUCAGAAUAUUUGUCAAAUAAUGGAUAUGAAAAGGAUAUUGAUACCAAUAAAAGAAAGUCUAAGUGUGUUGGACAAUCUAGUAGUAAGACAAAUGUAAAAAACACAUUUUCAAGAUACACAAACGGAGGAGGAAAACGGAUCCAGAAAAGAAAAUCUGUUUCUCAAGUCAAGUCUUUCACUGCUCAAGUGAACCGUGGUAAACUUAUGCCUGGUGUUGGACAGUCACAAUUAACUUUCAGAAAAUUGAUUAAGACUGUUAUUCCAAGACAUCCACUGCCAUUUGCUGCGAAAAACAUGUUUUAUGAUGAACGUUGGAAAGAGAAGCAGGAAAGAGGAUUCAAGUGGUGGUUAAAUUUUAUUCUUACUCCAGAUGACUUUGCAGUGAACACUGAGUCCUCCAGAGUGAAUACUGCUACAUUAUUCAUGGGUUCUGAGACACAGCACCACAAAAUGAGUGUUUCUUCAGCACCAACUAAAGAAGAAAUGUCAUUGAGGGCAUACACUGCAAAAUGUAGACUCAACCAUCUCCGCCGUGCAGCCUGCAGAUUAUUUACAUCUGAAGGGAUGGUCAAAGUUAUACAGAAACUGGAAGCAAAUAUUGAGGCGAAUCAUCUCCUUGUGCGGAAAGAUCGCUGUCUCUGGAAAGACUUGGGACAUCGACAGAAAAUCCUCAAAUGGCUUUUAUCAUAUAAUCCACUGUGGCUACGAAUUGGACUAGAGUGUGUCUUUGGUGAAAUGCUUCCAUUGGAAAGCAACAGUGAUAUUACUGGAUUAGCCAGGUUCAUUUUAAAUCGCUUGCUUUGGAAUUCGGAUAUAGCAGCAGCAUAUAGACAUCCAACAGUGCCACAUUUAUAUUGUGAUGAGCACCAAGAGAUUUUGGCACAAUUCACUCUGAAGAAAUUCCUGCUUCUAGUUUGGUUUCUGGACUGUGCCAAGCAAUCUAGAUUAAUAGAUCAUGAUCCAUGUCUUUUCUGCAAAGAUGCUGAGUUUAAGACCAGCAAAGACCUGUUAUUUGCCUUCUCGAGAGAUUUCCUCAGUGGUGAAGGAGACAUUUCCCGGCAUCUUGGUUUCCUAGGGUUGACAGUCAGUCAUUGUCAGACACCACUUCAUGAAUUUAAAUUUGAAGUCACCAAUCUUGCUGUCGAUCUUCGAUGUGGUGUUCGUUUGGUGCGAGCAAUGGAGCUUCUUACUGAAAACUGGCACCUGUCAAAGCAGCUAAGGGUCCCAGCAAUCAGUCGACUGCAGAAACUGCAUAAUGUAGCUGUUGCAUUGAAUGUCCUAAAAACUCGAGUUGAUCUGAAAGAUGAACGGGGUAAUGAUAUAGAUUCUAGAGAUAUAGUGGAUGGAAAUCGGGAAAAGACGUUAGCACUGUUAUGGCGAAUCAUCUUUGCUUUUCAGGUGGAGAUUUUGCUAAAUGAAGAUCAAUUGCGAGAAGAAAUUGAAUUUCUGAAAAAAGCUUUGGACACAUCACGUAAAAUGGCUGCUCUGCAUUCUCUGGCUGUUCUGCCCCACCCAAAGAAAGAUCAAGACCUCAGCUGCAUGCCUGAAAAAUAUAGCCCACGGAUCACUUUGUUGAUAAAUUGGAUAAAUGCUGUAGGCGCAUAUUAUGGUGUGAAAGCUGAGAAUUUCACAGUCCCGUUUUCUGAUGGCAGAAUUUUUUGUUACCUGAUCCAUCAUUACCAUCCUAGCCUUUUGGCUGUGGACAAAAUCUGUCAGCGAACCACUCAGACAGAAGAAUAUGCAGAGCGUGGUACAGUGGCAAUUGAUACAUCAACUAGUGAAUCUGAAAAUUCCAUUGAUGCCAUACUUGCAAACUCAUUACCUUCAGCCAACAUCUAUGAAGAACUGUUGAUAAAUGAAAAGAAGAAUUUUAAUUUAGUGACUACUGCUGUUGCAGACCUUGGAGGAAUCCCAGCUAUGAUACGGCAUGUGGAUAUGUCAAACACCAUCCCAGAAGAGAAGGUUGUUAUCACUUAUGUCUCAUUUCUUUGCGCUCGUCUUCUCGACCUACGAAAAGAAGCAAGGGCUGCCAGAAUCGUACAGGCUGCUUGGAGGAAAUAUAAGCUAAACUGUGAGCUUCAGCUUUUGAAGGAGAAAGAGAAAGCUGCGUGCCUUAAUCAGACAGCAGUGCGUAGGUUUUUGCAUCGGCAACAGGUCAAGAAAAGAAACAAGGCUGCUAUUAUUAUACAAGCUACCUGGCGUAGCCAUGUGGUGAGACAGAAGACUAAAGCACUGGUGAUGCUCAAGAUUCAAGCAGUUCAGAAUGAAGCAGCAACAGUUCUUCAGGCCUACUGGAGAGGAUACGUUAGAAGAAGGUAUUUUCAGAGAGCACGGCGAUUUUGCAUUUGCAUGCAAAAAUACAUUAGGAUGAAAAUUGCAGUUGCUUCUUAUAAACAAACUUUACAGGCUGCUGUUACCCUUCAGAGGCAUUUCAGAGCACAUCUGCUGUGUGUCUCUGAGCAAAAGAAUUACUUAAGAUUGAGGGCUUCAGCUAUUACAUUACAGUCCGCAUUUAGAAGGUGGCAAGCUCACAAAAUGGAAAAGCAGAUCAAGGCAGCAGUGGUACUGCAGAAAUACACAAGGGGAUUUCUCUCCCGAAGCAACAGACUUCAACGCUCCAUAUCCUUGUUGCAAGCACAUGCUAAAGGAUAUCUCAUAAGAACUGAAAUGCGCAGGAGGAAAAAUGCUGCUAUUACCCUAAAGAAAUAUAUACAGGCUUAUGUUACAGGAAAGCACGAAUACGAAUCUUAUCAGAGACUCAAGUGGUCUGCCAGAGUAAUUCAAACUUCUUAUCAUCACUUAAAAGUCAGAAAGCUUGAUCGUCAAAAUAAGUCAGCUAUACUCAUCCAAUCAACAUUUAGAAUGUACAAGCAACGAAAAAGAUAUGUUGCCGUCCAGAAAGCUGCUGUGGUCAUGCAGUCUUCAAUAAGGAUGCACUUGGCUCAAACUAGGUUCCUUCAGUACCGGCAAGCCGCAGUUACCAUUCAAAGGCACUUCAGAGCUAAACGACAGGGGCAGAAAGAGAUGCAGCACUAUCUGAAACUUCGGCAAGUAGCUAUGAAAAUUCAAGCAACUUUUCGGGAACAGCAGACACAAACAGAAGCCAGUAAAAAACAAGCUGCUGUUACAAUACAAUCUUGGUACCGAAUGCACAGAGGAAAACACAAAUAUCUAUAUGCCAAAAAAAGUUGCAUUAAAAUCCAAUCAUGGUUUAGAUGCUGCAUGACACAACGAGCCUUUCAUUCCAAGAAAACUGCAGCAUUUAUCAUUCAAAAAUAUUAUAGAGCUUGCAGAGAAAGUAAAGCUCAACGUGAGAAAUAUGUAUUAAUUCUCAAGGCAACAAUAACUAUACAAGCUUGCUUUCGUGGUAUGAGCAUUCGUCAGCUUGCCAGAAAAAUGAAGGCUGCACGAGUUAUUCAGUCAUAUUGGAAAAUGAGAAGAGAGCGAUUGAAGUUUUUGUACUAUAGACAAUGUAUUAUUACACUGCAGGCCCAUGUGCGAAGGUCAUGUGCUCAGAAGAGAUACCACUCAGUGAAAAUAGCAACCUGGGCAUUGCAGGCCCAUUUUAGAACUAUUUUAGCUCAGAAGAAAGCACAAGCUGAGUAUAGGACGGUGAGGUCUGCUGCUAUUGUCUUACAGUCUGCAUUCAGGCGGUUACAAACAAGAAGACAAAUUUGCCUGUCGCAGUCAGCUGUGAAGAUCCAGUCUGCAUUCCGUGCAUAUAUUUCACGAAAGAAAUUCCUGCAAAUUAAAAAUGCAGCAGUCAAAAUUCAGGCCUCUGUAAAAAUGAUCCAAGCACAAAAUUAUUACAGAUCGCUUAAAAAGGCUGCAACAUGUAUCCAGAGACGUUACCGGGCUAACAAGCUAUGUUUCGAAAAGCGAAAAGAAUAUCUGAGAAAAAAGGAAGCUUGUAUAUAUCUUCAGUCUGCUAUUAGACGGCACCUUGCUCAAAAGCAUUUGUAUUUGUGUCGACAAGCUGCAAUUAAAAUUCAAUCAGUGUUCAGAAUGCAUAGACUAAGAAGCCAAUACCUUAGGAUUCAUCUUGCUGCAGUCAUAAUUGAAAGAAGAUUCCAUGCCUACCAGGAAGGAACUUAUCGAAGGCAGAAGUUUCUAAGAACCAAAAGAGCAGUAAUAUGUUUGCAGGCAGCAUAUAAAGGUUAUAGUGUUUGCAAACAGAUAAAUCUUCAACAUAAAGCAGCUAGCAAAAUCCAAGCAGUUUUUAGAGGGCAUACUGCAAGAGUAAAGUACUUGGCAAUGCAAAACGCUGCUAUUGCAAUCCAGAAUUGGUACAGAAGUUACAAAGUUGGACAACAGCAGCGGUUUAAGUACCUUGAGAUUAAGGCAUCAGUGAUUAUUCUUCAAGCAGUGUUCCGUGGAUUAUCUGCAAGGGAAAAACUACAAGUGCAAUACAAAGCCGCAGUGACCAUUCAAACUGCCUUCCGAAGGUUUAGGGCACAGACCCAGUUUGGAGUGUUAAAAGGUGCUGUAGUAACUGUUCAAAUUCAUUUUAAAGCAAAGUUGUUGACAAGAAAAGAACGUUGUGCAUACCUGACAAUGCGCCAAUCAGCAAUAACACUCCAAGCAGCUUAUAAAGGUAUUAUUGCAAGGAAAGAAUUUAGAAGGAAACGGAAGGCUUGUAUUGUAAUACAAGCGUCUUUCAGAAUGCACAAAAUCUGCGUAGAAUUUCAAACUAGGAGACGGGCAGCACUGAUCAUACAAGAGAAAUUCAGAGCUCACAUUCAAAGCAAACGUCAACGGCAACAAUAUCUAAAUAUGAAAGUAGCUGCAGUGUUGCUGCAAGCUGCAUUUCAUGCCAUGAAAGUCCGGAAACAGCUGGAAGAAAUGCACAAAGCUGCAACAAUUAUACAAAGUGUAACUAAAUCUUUCCUGGCUAAGAGGCACUACAACAAUCUUAAAACUGCUUCAAUCAUUCUGCAAAGGCAGUUUAGAGCUUUGGUACUGACCAGACAGCAGCGAGAAAUCUAUCUGUGUAUUCGCAGGGCAACGCUCUCUAUUCAAGCUGCCUUUAGAGGUAUGAAGGUACGGAGAGAGAUCCGGGACAAACAGAAGGCAGCAACUGUAAUCCAAGCAGCAUAUAGAAUGCACAGAGUACACCUUCCAUACAGGGCAAUGAGAUUGGCAGCUAUAAUACUACAAACCCAUUAUAGGGCACACCUUCAAAUGAAAACUGAUCGCAAAAAUUACAUGAAGAUCCGCGGCAGUGUUUUGCUAUUUCAGGCUAACUAUCGAGGAAUGGUUAUUCGAAAGCAUUUACAGUGCAUGCACAAAUCUGCCAGGGUCAUACAGACUUAUUAUCAAAUGCAUAAACAGCGGCAGUAUUUCAAGAAACUGCAUUGGGCGGCAACUGCUAUACAGCAACGAUACCGAGCUUGUCAGAUAAGAGAUGUCCAUGUGAGACAGUAUAAUAGUUUGAGAGAAGCAGCGGUUUGUAUUCAAGCUGCUUUCCGUGGCAUGAAGACAAGGCAGCAACUGCAAAGAACUCACCUAGCUGCAACAGUUAUCCAGAGAAGAUUCCGAGCUUUUGUUGACCGGAAAAAAUACCUGUUACUCAGAACUGCAGCUUUAGUAAUCCAACAGCGGUACAGGGCACAUGUACUGGCCAGAAGUAAAAUGCAAAUGUACAUUACGAUCCAGAGGGCAACGCUAUCUAUUCAAGCUGCCUUCUGGGGUAUGAAGGUACGGAGAGAGAUCCAGGACAAACAGAAGGCAGCAACAGUAAUACAAGCAGUAUAUAGAAUGCACAGAGUAUACCUUCCGUACAGGGCAAUGAGAUUGGCAGCUAUAAUAAUACAAACCCAUUACAGGGCACACCUUCAAAUGAAAACUGAUCACAAGAAUUACUUGAAGGUGCACAGCAGCGUUUUGCUGCUUCAGGCUGCCUACCGAGGAAUGGUUGUUCGAAAGCAUUUGCAGUGCAUGCACAAAUCUGCCAGGAUCAUACAGACUUACUAUCAAAUGCAUAAACAGCGGCAGUAUUUAAAGAAACUGCACUGGGCGGCAACUGCUAUACAGCAACGAUACCGAGCUUGUCAGAUAAGAGAUGCUCACGUACGAAGGUAUCGUACUCUGAAAAGAGUCACAGUUUGUAUUCAAGCGGCUUUCCGCGGAACAAAGGCAAGGCAGCAACUCCAAAGAACUCGUGUAGCUGCAACAGUUAUCCAGAGAAGAUUCAGAGCUUUUGUUGACCGGAAAAAAUACCUGUUGCUUAGAACUGCAGCUUUAGUAAUCCAACAGCAGUACAGGGCAUGUGUGCUGGCCAGAAGUCAAAUGCAAAUGUACAUUACGAUCCAGAGGGCAACGCUAUCUAUUCAAGCUGCCUUCAGGGGUAUGAAGGUACGGAGAGAGAACCGGGACAAACAGAAGGCUGCAACUGUAAUACAAGCAGCAUUUAGACGGCACAGAGUACACCUUCCUUACAGGGCAAUGAGAUUGGCAGCUAUAAUAAUACAAACCCAUUACAGGACACACCUUCAAAUGAAAACUGAUCACAAGAAUUACUUGAAGGUACGCAGCAGCGUUUUGCUGCUUCAGGCUGCCUACCGAGGAAUGGUUAUUCGAAAGCAUUUGCAGUGCAUGCACAAAUCUGCCAGGGUCAUACAAACUUAUUAUCAAAUGCAUAAACAGCGGCAGUAUUUAAAGAAACUGCACUGGGCGGCAACUGCUAUACAGCAACGAUACCGAGCUUGUCAGAUAAGAGAUGUCCAUGUGAGACAGUAUAAUAGUUUGAGAGAAGCAGCAGUUUGUAUUCAAGCUGCUUUCCGUGGCAUGAAGACAAGGCAGCAACUCCAAAGAACUCAUGUAGCUGCAACAGUUAUCCAGAGAAGAUUACGAGCUUUUGUUGAACGGAAAAAAUACCUGUUACUUAGAACUGCAGUUUUAGUAAUCCAACAGCGGUACAGGGCACAUGUACUGGCCAGAAGUCAAAUGCAAAUGUAUAUUACGAUCCAGAGGGCAACGCUAUCUAUUCAAGCUGCCUUCAGGGGUAUGAAGGUACGGAGAGAGAUACAGGACAAACAGAAGGCUGCAACAGUAAUACAAGCAGUAUAUAGAAUGCACAGAUUAUACCUUCCGUACAGGGCAAUGAGAUUGGCAGCUAUAAUAAUACAAACCCAUUAUAGGACACACCUUCAAAUGAAAACUGAUCACAAGAAUUACGUGAAGGUACGCAGCAGCGUUUUGCUGCUUCAGGCUGCCUACCGAGGAAUGGUUGUUCGAAAGCAUUUGCAGUGCAUGCACAAAUCUGCCAGGAUCAUACAGACUUACUAUCAAAUGCAUAAACAGCGGCAGUAUUUAAAGAAACUGCACUGGGCGGCAACUGCUAUACAGCAACGAUACCGAGCUUGUCAGAUAAGAGAUGCCCACGUGAGACAUUAUAAUAGUUUGAAAAAAGCAGUUGUUUGUAUUCAGGCCUUCUACCGCGGGAUCAAAGCCAGAGAAUUGGUUGAAAAAAUUAAGGCAGCACGCCAAAUUAAUUCAUUCUUAAUGAUGUGCGUCACAAGAAAACAUUUCUUGAUUCAAAAGGCGGCUAUAAUCACUCUGCAAGCUUCAUUCCGUGGAUACCGAUCAAGGGUACGCUACAGAGCUAUGCGUCAAGCAGCCAUUAUGAUCCAGAGAUGGUACAAGGCAUGCAAAAUAGGGCAUUCCCAGUUUGUGCAAUAUCAGUCAAUGAGGUAUGCAACCAUUACCAUUCAGGCUGCCUACAAGGGUAUGUUGGUUAGGCAGUGGGUUAAGCAAAAGCGGGCUGCUGUAAAAGUUCAGUCAGUACUCCGUAUGAUCUGGUAUAGGAAAGACUUCCUCAAACUGAAAUCUGCUGCAAUUGUAGUGCAGUCUCACUACCGUGCUUAUGAAACCAGAAAACUAUACAGAGCACACAUCAAAGCCACUCUUGUAUUGCAAAGACAAUAUAGAUCCUACUUCUUAAUGAAGAACCAGAGAUGUGCUUACUUAACAUUCCGGAAGACAGUCAUCAGCCUUCAAGCCAGAAUACGAGGAUUUAUUGUACGAAGAAGCUAUAAAAAACUUCAUCGGGGUAUCACGAAAAUUCAGGCUUGUUAUCGUGGAAAGAAACAGAGGCAAGUAUUCCUUUGCUACAAGGAAGCAGCAUGUGUGAUACAACAACACUACAGAGCUUAUUGUGAAGGAAAGGUUGAACAAGAAAAAUACUUCAAAAUGAAACAUGCUGCUUUCAAAAUACAGGCUUCAUACCGUCGAUACCAAGUUAGGAAAACAACUGCUGCAUCAAAAAUUCAGGCUUGGUUUCGGUGCCAAGUUUUACGUCGACAGUACAAGGCCUUUCUUGCUUCAAUUAUUUUCAUCCAAAGGCAUUUCAGAGCAAAGCAGGAUAGAUCCAGGUUUCUAAAAAUCCAAGUUGCCACAAUUGUUAUUCAACGUAGAUGGAAAGUGGCUGUGGCAGAAAGGAAAUUGGAGCAUGCAAAACGCACAAGAGCCAAGGCAGCUGUCAAAAUCCAGGCCUUUUGCAAAGGAUGGAAAGUCAGAAACCAAAUGAUCAGGAAACAUGAAGCAGCUUCUCUAAUUCAACUUAAAUUUGGAGCUUAUACCCAAAGAAAGAAGUUCCUUCAGCAAAGAAAGGCUGCAAUGGUUAUACAGAGACAAUACCGAGCAUGGCAUCUUGCACAAAUUGAAAAGGCGAAAUACAAUAAAAUUAGGAAGUUGGUGAUUUGCUUGCAGUCCCUUUGUCGUGGGUGGUUGGUUCGUCAAAAGCUUGCUGAGAAAAAAGCAGCACAAAGGAGGCUUUGUUUCAUUGCUGUUGCAUAUCACAAUAUUUGCGCUAUUAAGAUUCAGAAAGCAUUCAGAGACUAUAUGGCUCUUAAACGUGCGAAAGACAAGAUCAACUCAGUCAUUUAUAUUCAGAGAUGGUUCCGGACUUGGCUGCAACGCAGCCAAUAUAUCAAUGAACGUGAAAAGAUCAUUGUAUCACAGCGGAUUGUGAAAGCUUGGCUGUUGCGACGACACAGAGCAGCUGUUGUCAUUCAGAAAUCUGUCAGGAAGUUUCUUUUUAAAAUCCAUGCAAAGAGAACUUGCCGUGGAAUUAUCAGAAUGCAGGCUGUGUGGAAAGGAUAUUGGUUGCGUAAGAAAAUGAGCAAUCCUCAAAUCAUUGCGAUCAGACACCGCAUACAACAGGCCAAUCAGAACAGCCAUGAGGAUCAGAAAUUAUGCAACAGAACGGCUGUGGCUGUGGAUCACAUUCUUAAAUAUAAACAUUUCUCCUCCAUUCUUGCAGCCUUACAGCAUUUAGAAGUUGCAACCAGGCUAUCUGCAGCUUGUUGUGAAAAUCUUGCUCAAAGUGGAGCAACACCUAUUAUUUUCACAUUGAUUAGAAGUUGUAACCGCAGUGUGCCCUGUAUGGACGUCAUUAAACAUGCAAUUCAAGUUCUUUUCAAUCUUUCAAAGUAUGAGAAAACUGCUUCAGUGGUUUAUGAAGUGGACAGUUCUGUGGAUACCUUACUCGAUCUGUUGUACAUGUACAGAGGGAAAGCGGGUGAUAAGACGUCUGACAAAUGUGGCAGCAUUUUUACAAAGGUUUGCUGUUUACUUGCCAUUCUGUCACAGGAGUCAACCAAGGCAUUGGAGGUUCGUAGCAUGCCCAAAGCAGCAGAUCGAAUCAGAAGUAUUUACAAGCUAACAGAGAGGAAACAUACUAUGGAUGCAAACAGAAUAAACGUUAAGCAACGGAUGCAAACCCCUCACAAUGGUAGUUUAUAUAUUCCAGCCACUCCAGUGCGAACAAGAGCAGUUUCUAAAUUAAAACCAGACUGGGUCUUGAGGAGAGACAAUGUGAAAGAAGUUGUGGAUCCUUUAAAAGCCAUUCAGUUAGUAGUGGAUACACUCGGAAUUUCUAUUUAAAAUCUUAAGAAUAAGGAAAAUGUUGAUUUUACUGCUAGAUAUAUUCCUAUAAAUGUGUAUGCAAAAAUAAUCUUUGAAACAUUUCCAAUUUGUAUUGCUUGUAUAUUGCCAAAAUUGGAUAUAUAUGGUUUGGUUAUCCCAGAGGCUUUUGUAUACGUGUGAUUCAUCAUGUUAUUGUCCAUCUUUAAUCUCAUAAAUAAUGAAGAUGGCAUUAUUUCAAUGAGCUGUUUUUUAAGUUUAACAAUAUUUUUAACUGUUUCUUUGUAUAGUUUGUUUAAAAAGUGACAUAUUUGCAUCUUAAGGAAAAGAAAUAAAUGUUUCCAAUAUUGCAACCAAUGUGGUAAAGACAAA